CACAUGGACAUGUACCUCCAUUUUUUUCUGGCUUCUUCCCUCUUUUUUGGAGUGAUUAGUUCCAAUCCAAUCCCAAGAAGGCUUUUUGGGGAGAUUAGAUCCCCCAAUUAUCCUAGGCCAUAUCCCAACAACAACAUCAGCAACUGGGAUAUCUUCGUUCCAAAAGGCUACAUGGUGAAGCUGACCUUCAGACAUUUUGACCUGGAGCCAUCUGAGUCUUGCUUCUAUGACUAUGUUAAGAUCACAGCAGACAAGAAGAACCUAGGCCGAUACUGUGGCCAGGUGGGGUCAACCACAGGCAAUCAUCCUGGAAUAAAGGAGUUUUUAUCUAAGGGGAACAGGAUGCAUCUGGCAUUUCACUCUGAUUUCUCCAACGAAGACCAUGGCACAGUCAUUCCAUACAAGGGCUUCCUGGCCUAUUACCAAGCUGUGGAUCUAGAUGAGUGUGCCCCUAACAAUGCUGCUGAGGAAGAUGAGAGGCCUCUAUGCCAGCAUUUCUGCCACAACUAUGUGUCUGGCUACUUCUGUUCUUGCCGGCCUGGCUAUCAGCUUCAGAGUGAUAAGCACUCUUGCAAAGUUGAGUGCAGCAGUGAGUUGUUCACAGAGCUAUCUGGGUACCUGAGCAGCCCUGAGUACCCCCAGCCCUAUCCUGAGGACCUCCGGUGUAACUACAGCAUCCGUCUGGAGAAGGGACUAUCUGUCAUUCUCAAAUUCUUGGAACCCUUUGAGAUUGAUGAACACCAGCAAGUCCACUGUCCUUAUGACCAGCUCAAGAUCCAAGUGAAAGGGAAAGAAAUUGGCGAAUUCUGUGGCAGGGCAUCACCUGGAAUUAUUGAAACCAGAAGCAAUGAGGUGGAUAUACUCUUCCUCACUGAUGAGUCAGGGUUUAGCCGUGGCUGGAAGAUCCACUACACCUCAGAGAAAAUCCGGUGUCCACAGCCUGUGCCACAGGAUCAGUUUACUAUCAUCAGAGACCUGCAGCCUGUGUAUCGAUUUCAGGACUAUUUCAUUGUCAGCUGCGAGACUGGAUAUAACCUUAUGCAGGACAAUCAGAAGCUUCUGUCUUUCACUGCGGUCUGCCAGGCUGAUGGGACAUGGCAUCAAUCUAUGCCCCACUGUGAAAUUGUGAACUGUGGCAAACCUACAGAACUCACCAAUGGGGCAAUCAAUUAUGUUACCAAAGCCGAAAGCAACAUCUACCAGUCAGUUAUCACAUACAAGUGCAAUGAGCCAUACUAUCACAUAGUCACCAGAAAAGGAGGUGACAGAUUCGUUUGCUCCCCUGAGGGAGCCUGGGUGGAUCAAGAUGGCCAAGUGAAGACUCCUGUCUGUUUGCCAGUGUGUGGCAAGCCGGUCAAGCCUGUUACUGAAUUCCAAAGGAUAUUGGGUGGCCAUUCAGCAAAGCAGGGCAACUUCCCUUGGCAGGCUCUGACUAGAAUCCACGGACGUGCAGGUGGCGCACUCCUGGGUGAUCGCUGGAUCUUGACUGCUGCCCACCUCUUCUUGCCCAAAGGUGCAGGAGAGGUCAAUAUAAGCCUGGAUGAGGUGGCAGAGGAUGUUGAGGUUUUCCUUGGCCACACAGUGGUGGACGAGCUCCGCAAGUUGGGUAACCACCCUGUACGCAGGAUCUUUAUCCAUCCAGACUACAGCACUAAAGAUGAUUACAACUUCAAUGGAGACAUUGCAUUGAUAGAGUUGAAACACCCAGUAACCCUGGGCCCCAACAUCCUGCCCAUCUGUCUCCCAGAUGCUACCAACACAUCAUUCUAUAUGGAUGGGCACAUGGGCUAUGUGAGUGGCUUUGGUGUGGAAAAAAACUUCAUUGCAAACCACUUGAAGUAUGUGAGGUUGCCAGCAGUUGCCCGGAAGGAGUGUCAGAGAUGGUUAGAUAGUUUGAACAGUGAAACACCUAUGGUUUUCUCUGAGAACAUGUUCUGUGCUGGCUCCCUCCUAGACAAAAAGGAUACCUGCCAGGGGGACAGUGGGAGUGUCUACACAGUAUUUGAUACAGCAAGCGGUCAAUGGACAGCUACAGGCAUUGUUUCUUGGGGCAUUGGCUGUGGCCAAGGUUAUGGUUUCUACACCAAGGUCCUCAACUAUGUGGACUGGAUCAAAGACAUAAUGAGGGAGGAUAGGCUCUGAAUGUUGCUGUCCUAUGAGCUGAAGAAUCACUGGUAUCAUAGGUUUCCAGACACAGCAAAUCCUUUUUGAAGCUCUUGAUGAUGUCUUAGAGGCUUCUCAAACACACAAACCAUGUCAGCUUCAUCAUGAACACUUCGGAAAGCCAUCACAUUGAUUGAUGAAUUAUUGGUGAUAUCAAAUCUUGCCAAAGCUGCUGUCUCAUUGGCUGAAGCCUUUGUGGACGUUCUAAUUCUUUCAAAUACAAUUUUACUACUUG
Molecule: messenger RNA, 2398 nt
Organism: Tinamus guttatus (white-throated tinamou)
Lineage: Eukaryota; Metazoa; Chordata; Aves; Tinamiformes; Tinamidae
Source: RefSeq, a predicted model, not a curated record